UGACUAGGGAGCUGCGUGUCAUUGCUGCUCGGGAAAGCGAACAUAGCACCCCGUCGCUCCUCCCACCUCCAUUCUGCCGUCUCAGCUUGGGAAACCCUCGUUUCUUGGGCCUUUUCCUUUAAGAACCUCCCCCAUAGGACGUGCACGAUUUUGCUCUGCAGCAUCUUUGCGCUUCCUGGUUAAGGCGGCUGGGUGUAGGAGUAGAAAGUUUACGGUCAGCAGGUCCCACCCAAGGGUGAGUGAGUGGAAGCCUCGGUACGCCCGCCCCCUGUAGGUUGUCUGCGGCGGCGCUGGCUCCAAGUGGUACGAUCUUACCCCGUGGCUCCCGGAUUGGGAGCAAAGGAAGGGCGCAGGAAUCCGCGCAUGGCGCUUGUUACCGUCUGUCGCUCCCCAUCGGGGAGCGGCCACUCUACACCCAUCGGCUGCAAGGAUGAAGACGUUCCUAGGAAGAGACAGCUGCAGCGAUGCCACAGCUUCGUCAUGGUCAAAGGAGCUGCUCUGCUCCUGCAGGAAGAAGAAAAGCUGGAGUCUGUGCAGGAAGAUCCGGCCACCCCCUUGGACCACAAGCCUAAGUGUGAGAAUGAUGCAUCCGGACAACAGGAGCUGCACUUACAGCAAAUGGUGGAGCUGCUACGGCCAGAAGACAGCAUUCGGCUGGCUGUGAGGCUGGAGUCAGUGCGAGCUCACCGGAUCCGGUACUUGCUGGUUGUGUCAGCAGCUGAGAUGGAGAGCAAGAGUGAAAUGGUGCUGCUAGGAGUGGACUUCCCGGAAGAAGGCUUGGCUGCCUGCACGCUGGGGAUGGUGCUUCCACUUUGGAGCGACACCCAGGUCUUCCUUGAUGGCGAUGGGGGCUUCAGUGUGACAUCGGGGGGGCAGACACGUAUCUUUAAGCCCAUCUCAGUCCAAACCAUGUGGUCAGCCCUACAAGUGCUGCACAAGGCAUGCAGCAAAGCCGUCUGCAACAACCAUUUCCCAGGAGGCAGUGCACUGAGCUGGACCGAGUGGUAUCAGAAGGCUGUGAACUCUGAGCAGAGCUGCAUUAAUGAGUGGCUAGCCAUGUCUGACCUGGAAUCUGUUCGGCCCACUUCUCCCACAGUCUUCUCUGACCAGCCGACAGCACAGGAGAUGACAGAGCGGAUGAUCCGGGCCAAGCUGCGUGAGGUGAUGGCCACCACUGACCUGGAGAGCAUCACCUCCAAGGAGAUCCGUACAGAACUGGAGCGGCGAGCUUGCCACAGCCUGAAUGACUACAAGGAGUUUAUUGACAAUGAAAUGCUGCUCAUCAUGGCUCAGAUGGAUCGGCCCUCCAGAAUUUUUGACCAUCUCUACUUGGGCUCUGAAUGGAAUGCAGCCAACUUUGAGGAGCUUCAAAGGAACAGGGUCAGCCACAUCCUCAACGUGACCCGGGAGAUUGACAACUUCUUCCCAGAGCACUUCACUUACAUGAAUGUGCGGCUCUAUGAUGAAGAGACCUCGCAGCUACUGCCACACUGGAAGGAGACCUACAGCUUCAUUUCAGCUGCCUGGGCCCAAGGCUUUCGGGUGUUAGUGCACUGCAAGAUGGGUGUGAGCCGCUCUGCCUCCACAGUGAUUGCCUACGCCAUGAAGGAGUAUGGGUGGUCACUUGAACGGGCCCUUUGCCACGUACAGGAGCGACGCCCAAUUAUCCACCCCAAUCCAGGCUUCAUGAGACAGCUAGAGCUUUACCAGGGUAUUCUGGAUGCCAGCCGACACAGCAGCCUAUGGGAACAAAAGGCGGGAGACGCCCCGUCAGAAGGCUCUCCAGAUAUAAGUGAUGCCAGCAGUGAUCUUUCAGGCAGUCCUGACUAUGAGACUUUAAGCUCAGAAGAUGAAUCAGAGGAGCCAGUGACAACCCCCCAGUAUUGCUUUCGUCCUUUGCGGGAACCUCUUGAAGAACCUUACCAUACUCUGGACCCUCCUGAUGGCCCCAGACUUAGUCUUCAUGCAAAAGAGGAACCUGGGGCAUCAGAUGACUCAGGAGCUGAGGAGGUGCGAAGACAUCUGGCUACAAUGAGAGUACCAGAGAAGCCAGCCAUGCUCCGACGGGAGCGCAUUAACCUCUAUGCAGUCAUGCGCAGCAUCAGUGAGAUGGACAGCUCAGAUGAACACAUCUCUAUGCCAGAGAGUGCCACUGAGGAAGAGGUAUUUCUUCAUGCUGAAAGGAAGCCUACUGUGACUUUUGAGCAAUCUCCCCCAAAUGAGGAGAAACUAGAGUCCACAACAGACUCUACAGCAAAGCUGUCUUUGUCAGAGGGAGAGCAGGCGCAGGGUCGCAGGCCCAGACGACGCAGGCGAAGGGCUCACCGGGGCCAUUCCCAGCUCUGCAAGCAGCUUUCCUACCACCCAGCACCAGGCCGGGUGCGCAAAGUUGUUCGGCACAUGGAGGACCCUGUCCCAUUUGGCCGCAGGCCCCCCUUACAGCACCGGCUCUCUGUGGCUCAGCUGGCUGAUGCUGCCCUGGUGGUGAGUCGGGCCAAGGAGUUUGAGGGACAAUCUGAAAGCCCUGACAAGCUCCUGUCACCUCCACAAGAACCCCAACCUAGAGAAAACACUGCCCUCUGUUCCUUGCCCUGCUCCCGGUCCCGACGAAUGGUGCGCCAGGCCAGUGUAGACAUGGACCCCAACUCAGGAUGAAGACCAGAGCCUUUUCUCCCUUUCAAUAAGUGGAGCCCAGAGGGCUAAACACUUUCAUUUCUUAUCACAGGGGCUUCUUUCCUCUGCCUGAGGCUCUACUGGCAACUAGCCUGGGAAGUGGCAUCUGAAUGCUGCCUGAGAGAAGGGCAGGAAGGAUGAGGGGAGAUCACCCCUUUAAGAGACAAUAGUGCUUCACAAGCUCUUCUUCACAUCUUCCCAUAGUAAUGGACACCACUGCUAGGGGGAACCAGUGCUCUUGUGGGGUUCCACUCGGUCUAUUCGAUUCAGACCUCCAAAUGUCCUUGAAGACUGCACAGCCCCAGGGCACCUCUGUUUGUGCCUUUAACUUGCUUUUGAUGAUGCUAUGCUGUUUGGGUGGUUAGAGGACCUGUGGCCUUCCAAGAUGUUGCUGGACUCCAACUGCCGUCAGCCCCAGCCAGCAUGGUGCAUGGUCGGGGAUGAUGGGAGUUAGAGUCCAGCAAUAUCAGGAUGGCCCUAGGCUCCCCAUGCCUGCUUCAUGAGGUGGGGCUAGGGAACGUCUCACUGUGAUCUGACUGGGGAAGAAACUUCCUACCUAUUUUUUAAUAUUUUUUUGCGCACACACACACAACCACUGUGCCAUUGCCAGCUUCGCUCUGCCAGAAAAUAAAAAGUUAAUUCACUUUCC
This is a messenger RNA of Rhineura floridana, 3322 nucleotides long. RefSeq names its product slingshot protein phosphatase 3 (gene SSH3). Gene Ontology annotation, biological process: protein dephosphorylation; negative regulation of actin filament polymerization; actin cytoskeleton organization. Gene Ontology annotation, molecular function: actin binding; protein tyrosine/serine/threonine phosphatase activity. The transcript has 14 exons. Gene Ontology annotation, cellular component: cytoplasm. The record is from RefSeq and is a predicted model, not a curated record. Bases 364 to 2655 code for a protein of 763 amino acids. NCBI's taxonomy places the organism in Eukaryota, Metazoa, Chordata, Lepidosauria, Squamata, Rhineuridae.